Molecule: messenger RNA, 948 nt
Organism: Otolemur garnettii (small-eared galago)
Lineage: Eukaryota; Metazoa; Chordata; Mammalia; Primates; Galagidae
Gene: SPATA4
Product: spermatogenesis associated 4
Exons: 6
Coding region: 31-948 (305 amino acids)
Biological process (GO): negative regulation of execution phase of apoptosis; regulation of cytoskeleton organization
Cellular component (GO): axoneme
Molecular function (GO): microtubule binding
Source: RefSeq, a predicted model, not a curated record
UGGUGUUGCCAUAGAAACCCAGAAAGCGUCAUGGCUGCCGCCGGCGGGAAGAAACAGUAUUUGACAUUGCCGGCGGCAGCCCUCUCCAAGUCAUCGUCAUUUUCGCCACAGCCAGCAACUCCUAUCCGAGGGAAGCCUAAGAAGUGUCUGGUCUAUCCGCAUCCCCCGAAGAGCUCCCGCCUGUCUCGCUCCGUCCUGCGCUGGCUCCAGAGUCUGGAUCUCAGCUUCUUUCCCAGGAACGUCAACAGGGAUUUUUCAAACGGCUUUCUGAUCGCAGAAAUACUUAGUAUAUAUUACCCCUGGGAACUUACACUAUCAUCCUUUGAAAAUGGAACCUCUUUAAAAGUCAAGCUGGAUAACUGGGCACAGCUGGAGAAGUUCCUGGCCAAAAAAAAACUGAAAUUACCCAAAGAACUAAUCCAUGGAACAAUACAUUGUAAAGCCGGAGUACCUGAAAUACUAAUGCAAGAGGUUUAUACUUUAUUAACACAUCGCGAAAUUAAAAGCAUCCAGGAUGACUUGGUGAAUUUCACAGACUACAGUUACCAGAUGCAUUUACCCCUGGUUCCCAGAUCUACCGCUUCCAAGUCUAUUAAAGAUAACAUUAGGUUGUCAGAAUUACUAAGCAAUCCCAACAAGCUCAGCAAUGACCUUAAAGUAGAGUUCCUCUUCCUUUUACAUAUGUUGCAAAGAAAAUUAAGUAGAAAAUUAAAUCCAGAAUGGUUUGGCAUCAGACCCACAGUGGGAGAAAUUACUCUCAAUCAUCUUCCUGCCCAAUCCUCUGGGUGCAGGUUUAAGGCCAAGGUGCCAAGGGGAAAAGCUGCCCCUAUUUCAGAAAAUGAUCGUAAUGGUGCCAGUUCGCAUAGAGAAAUUCAUGUGAAGCAAGGUGGAAUCCAUUCCUGUGAUUCUGUUGUGGAACCUACCCCAAGCAUGGAAAAUAAACCUUGA